Messenger RNA from Balaenoptera ricei (Rice's whale), 1598 nucleotides. RefSeq names its product lysine--tRNA ligase-like. Bases 828 to 1598 code for a protein of 256 amino acids. Gene Ontology annotation, cellular component: aminoacyl-tRNA synthetase multienzyme complex; cytosol; mitochondrion. Gene Ontology annotation, biological process: lysyl-tRNA aminoacylation; diadenosine tetraphosphate biosynthetic process; basophil activation involved in immune response. The transcript has a single exon. NCBI's taxonomy places the organism in Eukaryota, Metazoa, Chordata, Mammalia, Artiodactyla, Balaenopteridae. The record is from RefSeq and is a predicted model, not a curated record. Gene Ontology annotation, molecular function: tRNA binding; ATP binding; lysine-tRNA ligase activity.
CGCAGGAGGAGAGCUUGGACCCAAACCAGUACUUCAAAAUCCGCAGCCAGGCAGUCCACCAGCUGAAGGUCAAUGGGGAAGACCCAUACCCUCACAAGUUCCACGUCGACAUCUCACUCACUCACUUUAUCCAAGAAUACAGUCACCUGCAGCCUGGGGACCACCUGACUGACAUCACCUUAAAGGUGGCAGGUAGGAUCCAUGCCAAAAGAGCUUCUAGGGGAAAGCUCAUCCUCUAUGACCUUCGAGGAGAGGGGGUCAAGUUGCAAGUCAUGGCCAAUUCCAGGAAUUAUAAAUCUGAAGAAGAAUUUAUUCGUAUUAACAACAAACUGCACCGGGGAGACAUAAUUGGAGUUCAGGGCAAUCCUGGGAAAACUAAGAAGGGCGAACUGAGCAUCAUUCCCUAUGAAAUCACACUGCUGUCUCCUUGCUUGCAUAUGUUACCUCAUCUUCACUUUGGCCUCAAAGACAAUGAAACACGGUUUUGUCAGAGAUACUUGGACUUGAUCCUGAAUGACUUUGUGAGGCAGAAGUUUAUCAUCCGCUCUAAGAACAUCACAUAUAUAAGAAGUUUCUUGGAUGAGUUGGGAUUCCUAGAGAUUGAAACUCCCAUGAUGAACAUCAUCCCAGGGGGAGCUGUGGCCAAGCCUUUCAUCACCUACCACAACGAGCUGGACAUGAAUUUAUAUAUGAGGAUUGCUCCAGAACUCUACCAUAAGAUGCUGGUGGUUGGUGGCAUUGACCGGGUUUAUGAAAUCGGACACUAGUUCCGGAAUGAAGGAAUUGAUUUGACUCACAAUCCUGAGUUCACCACCUGUGAAUUCUACAUGGCCUAUGCAGACUAUCAUGAUCUCAUGGAAAUCACAGAGAAGAUGAUUUCAGGGAUGGUGAAACACAUUACAGGCAGUUACAAGGUCACCUAUCAUCCAGAUGGCCCAGAGGGCCAAGCCUGUGAGAUUGACUUCACUCCACCCUUCCGGAAAAUCAGCAUGGUAGAAGAGCUUGAGAAAGCCCUGGGCAUGAAACUGCCAGAAACUAACCUCUUCGAAACCGAAGAAACUCGCAAAAUUCUAGAUGAUAUCUGUGUGGCAAAAGCUGUUGAAUGCCCUCCACCUCGGACCACAGCCAGGCUCCUUGAUAAGCUUGUCGGGGAGUUCCUGGAAGUGACGUGCAUCAAUCCUACAUUCAUCUGUGAUCAUCCGCAGAUAAUGAGUCCUCUGGCCAAAUGGCACUGCUCUAAAGAGGGUCUGACUGAACGCUUUGAGCUAUUUGUCAUGAAAAAGGAAAUACGCAAUGCCUACACUGAGCUGAAUGACCCUAUGCGACAGCGGCAGCUUUUUGAAGAACAGGCCAAGGCCAAAGCUGCUGGCGAUGAUGAGGCCAUGUUCAUAGAGGAGACCUUCUGCACUGCCCUGGAAUACGGGCUGCCCCCCACAGGUGGCUGGGGCAUGGGUAUCGACCGCGUCACCGUGUUUUUCACAGACUCCAGUAACAUCAAGGAAGUGCUUCUGUUUCCUGCCAUGAAACUGGAAGACAAGAAGGAGAAUGUAGCCACCACUGAUGGACGGAAAAGCACAGCAGCCGGCCCUUCUGUCUAG